Messenger RNA from Peromyscus leucopus (white-footed mouse), 2734 nucleotides. RefSeq names its product glyceronephosphate O-acyltransferase (gene Gnpat). The record is from RefSeq and is a predicted model, not a curated record. NCBI's taxonomy places the organism in Eukaryota, Metazoa, Chordata, Mammalia, Rodentia, Cricetidae. The coding region runs from base 169 to 2058 and encodes 629 amino acids. The transcript is spliced from 16 exons. Gene Ontology annotation, molecular function: glycerone-phosphate O-acyltransferase activity. Gene Ontology annotation, biological process: ether lipid biosynthetic process. Gene Ontology annotation, cellular component: peroxisomal membrane; mitochondrial membrane; peroxisome.
GCAGUGGAGAGGGAGGCUGUGGGAGGGCCCAAGGUACAACCCAAGGUGGGGGACGUACUUCAUCCCGACCUUCCUACUGGACUGUGUUCUUGGAAAGAGCUCAAAAAGUGGGAUGAGUUUGAAGACAUCUUAGAAGAGAGGAGGCAUGUCAGUGACUUGAAAUUUGCCAUGAAGUGCUACACACCCACCUUGUAUAGGGGAGUCACUCCCUGCAAGCCAAGUGACAUCAAGUCCAUUGUUCUCAAUUCUGAAGAGAUUCACUAUGUCAUUAAGCAGCUUUCCAGGGAGUCCCUUACAUCUGUCGACACCCUCCGAGAGGAGGCCACUGCAAUCUUGGAGGAAAUGAGCCACAAACUUCGUAUGGGAGCCAUCCGGUUCUUUGCCUUUGUCCUGAGCAAAAUCUUUAAACAGAUUUUCUCAAAGGUGUGUGUGAAUGAAGAAGGCAUUCAAAAGCUACAACGAGCUGUCCAGGAGCACCCUGUAGUCCUGCUGCCCAGUCAUCGGAGCUACAUUGACUUCCUCAUGCUGUCUUUUGUUCUGUACAACUAUGAUCUACCUGUGCCAGUUAUUGCAGCAGGAAUGGACUUCCUGGGAAUGAAAUUGGUCGGUGAGCUACUCAGGAUGUCUGGAGCCUUCUUCAUGCGGCGCACCUUUGGCGGAAAUAAACUGUACUGGGCCGUAUUCUCUGAAUAUGUGAAGACCAUGCUACGGAAUGGUUAUGCUCCUGUUGAAUUUUUCCUCGAAGGGACAAGGAGUCGCUCUGCCAAGACCUUGUCUCCUAAAUUUGGUCUCCUGAAUAUUGUGAUGGAACCAUUUUUUAAAAGAGAAGUUUUUGAUACCUACUUUGUCCCAAUUAGCAUCAGUUAUGAUAAAAUAUUGGAAGAAACUCUUUAUGCCUAUGAGCUCCUAGGAAUUCCUAAGCCAAAGGAAUCCACCAGUGGGCUGUUGAAAGCUAGACGGAUUCUCUCUGAGAACUUUGGAAGCAUCCAUGUGUACUUUGGAGACCCUGUGUCACUGCGCUCUCUAGCUGCAGGGCGGCUCAGUCGGAACCCCUAUAACUUGGUGCCAAGAUGCAUCCCUCAGAAGCAGCCCGAGGAUGUACAUGCCUUUGUCACUGAAGUCGCCUACAGGAUGCAGCUUCUGCAAAUUGAAAACCUGGUUCUGAACCCAUGGCUUCUGGUAGUUGCCAUUCUACUUCAAAACCAGUUAUCCAUGGACCUGGACACCCUGGUGGAGAAGACUCUGUGGCUGAGGGGCAUAACCCAGGUGUUUGGAGGGUUCCUGCUUUGGCCUGAUAACCAGCUUCCUGAGGAAGUGAUCCAAUCCAGCAUCCUCCUGCACUCCAACCUGGCCAGCCUUGUCAAAGACCGGGUGGUUCUGAAAGUGAACUCUGGCAGCUCAGAAAUGGUCAAUGGACUUGUGUUCCAACACACCACCCUCCUCAUGUGCUCGGCCUACAAGAACCAGCUGCUCAACAUUUUUGUCCGUCCGUCCUUAGUAGCUGUAGCCUUGCACAUGACACCUGGGCUCAGGAAAGAGGAUGUCUUCAGUUGCUUUUCCUUCCUACGCAACGUGUUUUCAGAUGAGUUCAUCUUCCUUCCAGGAAACACACUCAGGGACUUCGAGGAAGGCUGUUACUUGCUGUGUAAAACUGAGGCUAUACAGGUGACUGGGAAGGACAUCAUCAUCACAGACAAAGGGAAUGCUGUGCUAGAAUUUCUUGUAGGACUCUUUCAACCUUUUGUGGAAUCAUACCAGAUACUUUCCAAAUACCUCUUGCAUGAAGAAGAGGCCUGCUUCACUGAGAGACAGUACUUGGUUGCAGCUAGGAAGUUCAUCAGUCAGCUUCUGGAUCGAGGUGCCUCUCAGUGUUACGAUGCCUUGUCUUCCGAGCUGCAGAAAAAUGCCUUAGCAGCUUUUGUGAGACUCGGGGUGGUAGAAAAGAAGAAGGUAGAUAGUAACUAUGUGUUUAGUGUGAACGAGCCUGCCACAAGCAAAUUAGAAGAAAUGCUCGGUUGUAAGACACCAAUAGGAAAACCAGCCACUGCAAAACUUUAAUAAUCAUGAAGCAGCUGUAGAAAGCACAGUUCCAUAGUGACAGUCACAAAGGACUUACUUUGCCACACAUGGGCAUCAAGAGGAGGAUGUGUCUUCUAUCUCCCUGAGACCUUGUGAGCCGUGCUUCUGCCAAGAGGAGGAGAUGACCAGUGAGAGCAUCAGUGUGAUCUUCCUGACAUGACGACUGCGGCACUCAUGUCAACCUGUGUGUUCUGAAAUAAAACAGUUUUUGGAAAACAUUCUUGGAAAGCAGAGCUCAGGCCCCAUUCACUGCCACUCAGUUUCCACACAUGCUCCACUUUCAGGCCGACAUAUGAAUAUGAUAGUAUAACAGCAGCUUUGACCACUCACCUGUGCAGGAAAACACUGAAGAGGAGACACAGGUGAGUGUCCAGCCCACAGCCUGAAGCUGGGAGCCUGAGCAUGACAAGAGAGUCCUCUCCUGAGCUCCCUGAGGGUCCCAGUCAAAACACAGGUGCACUAAGAAUAUUGCAUAUGGUUACCUUUAGUCUGUGUGGGUCAGGUGCAUAUAAAACAAAGGAAGUUCAUGUCUAGACUUAGGCCAGAUCUCUGAGACAUUUUGUUUGGGAUCAGCAGAUCUUCCAAAAUCUAAAAAGCAGCACAGUUCACUGUUCUUUGUCAGUGCAUUCAAUAAACUGUUCUUGCUGAAGAACAA